This is a messenger RNA of Meleagris gallopavo (turkey), 3781 nucleotides long. RefSeq names its product solute carrier family 25 member 12 (gene SLC25A12). The record is from RefSeq and is a predicted model, not a curated record. Gene Ontology annotation, biological process: L-glutamate transmembrane transport; malate-aspartate shuttle; aspartate transmembrane transport. Gene Ontology annotation, molecular function: L-aspartate transmembrane transporter activity; L-glutamate transmembrane transporter activity; calcium ion binding. Lineage: Eukaryota; Metazoa; Chordata; Aves; Galliformes; Phasianidae.
GCGCGCUGGGACGGCUGUCGGCGGCACCUGGCUGACCGGACGGGUGACGGUGAUCCGGAGUGUCGUGUUUGAGUCCGCUUAUCGGUGCCUUCCACCAAAAGAGCAGAUCCUGCCGAACUACGAAGUAUCUUUUUGCAGUAUGCCAGUGUUGAGAAAGAUGGAGAGCGUUACAUGACCCCAGAAGAUUUUGUGCAGAAAUACCUAGGACUCUAUACAGAUCCACGUUACAAUCCUAAAACAGUACAGCUGUUGGCUGGAGUGGCAGAUCAAACUAAAGAUGGGUUGAUUUCCUUUCAAGAAUUUUUGGCAUUUGAAUCUGUUUUGUGUACUCCAGAUGCAAUAUUCGUUGUUGCUUUUCAGUUAUUUGACAAGAAUGGCAAUGGAGAAGUAACAUUUGCAAAUGUCAAAGAAGUAUUUGAACAAACUACUAUUCAUCAUCAAAUCCCCUUCAACUGGGAUUGUGAAUUCAUUCGGCUGCAUUUUGGACAUAACAGAAAGAAGCAUCUUAACUAUACAGAGUUCACUCAGUUUCUUCAGGAGCUUCAGGCAGAACAUGCAAGACAAGCCUUUGCAUUGAAGGACAAAAAUAAAAGUGGGAUGAUUACUGGGCUGGACUUCAGUGAUGUCAUGGUUACCCUUCACUCCCAUAUGCUGACACCAUUUGUGGAAGAAAAUUUAGUUUCAGUAGCUGGUGGAACUGUUUCACGUCAGGUCAGCUUCUCCUACUUCAAUGCAUUUAAUGCCCUUUUGAAUAACAUGGAUCUCAUUAGGAAGAUAUACAGUAAUAUAGCAGGUACAAGAAAAGAUGUUGAAGUCACAAAAGAGGAAUUUACCCAGUCUGCAAUACGAUUUGGACAAGUUACACCGUUGGAAAUAGAUAUUCUUUACCAACUUACAGGUUUAUACAGUGUUACUGGGCGAUUAACUUUGGCAGAUAUUGAGAGAAUAGCACCACUAGCUGAGGGUGCAUUACCUUACAACUUGGCAGAACUCCAGAGGCAGCAAUCAUUUGGGGAGUUAGGAAGGCCUAUCUGGCUCCAGAUAGCUGAGUCAGCCUACAGGUUCACUUUGGGCUCAAUUGCUGGAGCUGUUGGUGCUACAGCAGUAUAUCCCAUAGACUUGGUGAAAACUCGUAUGCAGAAUCAGCGCUCCACUGGUUCAGUCGUAGGAGAGUUGAUGUAUAAAAACAGCUUUGACUGCUUUAAAAAGGUUUUGCGUUUUGAAGGCUUUUUUGGUCUUUACAGAGGUAAGUGAAUAAAAUGUAUAUAUCGGCUUGGGGAUUUUCUCCUUUUUUAUUUUUUUAAUACCUCAGUAACUACUCCUACUGGAAAACUGUGAAACUUGAUUCAAUUUACAUUUUUGCUUCUCUCUCAUAGAGUUGAAUGUUUAAGUUCCCUUGAGCACUGUUCAUCAUAAUUGCUGGGAAAAACGAGGCCUUCUGUUGUUGUUACUGUUUGGCUUCUUGGUACACAGAUCUGUUAAAGUCCUAAUCUCUAUGGUGUGAGUGUUGUGGACAAGAUUAUCUCACAAACUGAGGUUUGUGACAUUUGGCUGGGGGCAAAUGUGAGGAAUGGAUUUUAGCCUGUGAAGAGUAAAUAUCUGUUUUACAGCAAAUAUUUUUUAUUAAAAGAGAGAAAAUAGUCAUUCUGAAAGGUACUUGUUAAACUGGAUGCCAUAUUGCUUAUUCCUCAUACCUCUGCAGGUAUUGGGACUACUGUGAGCAAAAAAUUGCAGCCUGCAAUUUAUGUAUCACUUUGUUCCAAAAUGCAGGUUAAGAAUUCAAAGCAGCUUAUCAGUUGAACCAGUUAGAUAGAAAGCUAUCUUACUUAUUUUUUUAGCUUAGGAGAAGCUUAUGAAAGCAUUUAUAUCAUAUCAACAAGAUAAUUUACUUAACGGGUACAUACAGUACACGUCUUCUGAUAUUUAUAUUUAGUUCAAUUCUCUCGCUCUUUUUUUUUUUUUUAUAUAGGAGUCAGCACUUCCUUAAAAUUUUAUGUUUUAAUGUGAUGGUCACAAACUUGUUUUUUUGUAUUACAGUGUGUUCUGCCCAUGAGGACACUGGUCCUUGCUAGUAUUUGUUAAGAGCAGUAUCUGAGAAGUUUUUGCAUGUGAAAGUCUAUGGGCUCUAAGUAGUUUUCUGUGAUCUCACAGGAUUUUGCAGUGACAGAGAAAUAAAUCAGUCAAAAUGUUAAUGAAAUAGCUGUGAUCUCAGUAAAUUGUUUUUUUUUUUUCUUAGUAGAUUUCUUCCCUUUUUUGUUGCUAGAUCUUUCAUCUAUGACUCUAUUUUAAACUUUGUGAUUUCUGCAGUUCUUUUCUAUAGUACUCUUUUCUUUCUCCACCCUUCACCCUAACAUGAUUUUGCACAGCCACUUCUAAAACUAAUGAGUUUUUAUUUUUGUUUUCUAACUUUUGGCAAAUGCUUUCCAUAGCUGAGUUAAAAACAGUGCUUCACGCUCGAGGGGGGAAAGGUACACGUUGAGGGAGUGUAAUGUCAACUUGUUAAACUUUUAAAAAAUACAUCUUUAAAAUUGUUUAGCAUGAAAGGUUUGUGUAACUAUUCUGAAAACAUUAUCUUCAAUAGUCAGCAUGUACUCGUAGUAUCAGAUUACUGCAGAUGAGUAUUAAACAGAAACAACAAAUAUUUACGGACUUGACUGUAACUGGAAUCUUAUUUCUGAGAGGGAUUAACUUAAAUUGUAUUCUAAUAUAUAAUGAUACAAUAUAGUUCUCCACUUCAGUUUAAAACGCAGACUUGAAUGGGUAUUGGAAAGUUCAUAUUUUAAAGUAAAAACUUCUAAUUUUUGGUCAGGAAAAUUAUGAUGCUUAUGAAACCUGACAUCCAACUUCUGAACUAAUUAUAAAGUAUUUUCUAAGCUCUCUUGCUAGACAGUGCUGAAUCCCAAGUUCUCUAGAAUACAGAGUGUGUGUGUCCAGGGUGUUUAGCUGCAUAUAAAGGAGGAGACAGAGUGUGGGGAAUUGUCUUGGGGUGUUUCGUCUGGUAGUUUUUUUUCUUUUCCCUCCUGCCUCCCCCACUGAAAUACAGGCACUGCAGAGCUGGGUUUCUUUUUGUGGUAGAUCAGAGAUUCAGGCUGGGAGAGCAGUAUUUCUUUUUGUUAUUGUCAACCUUUUUUGUAUUUAAUAACUACCUUUCCCCUGCAUAGUAAGUCAGUACAUCACACAGAAGGUACUGUGUUGGAAGAAAACACUACACUGCAUAUAUUAAGUGCUGCACUUUCUAUUUUGGUACGUUUGCUCUGAGCUCCUUUUAGGGAAGUACUAUAAAAAAUUUACAGACUUGAGUACUUUGGGGAAUUUUUAAGAUUCUUUUAUGAAUUUUAGCCUCAUUUUCACUUAAGAUAGAGUGGGAAGCUGCAUCAUCAUAGUUUUGUUGAUAUAAUUUGAUGUUUGAUAUUAUUAGUAUGGGAUUUCUUUAUUUGUUAAUUGGCAAUCACUUCUAACAAAUUGAUAUUUCCUAAGCAUGGAAAUGAGCACUUCUAAUAAAAAUAAACUCUUUAAGUUUUAUGAUUUUGUACGUAAUACCAGGAUUACUAUGGAGAAAAUGAAUUGAAAGAUAGCAGAUGCUGCUGUGAUCUUCUGUGUUACAGAGUUGAGACUGCCACCUACUGAUUUUUCUUUUUUUUUUCCUUAAACCUAUUAGCUCCAUGGAAGGUGCAUGUCCUUCUGUGAAAAGACUGUUCAUUUUGGUAGUAGCUGUUUUCCAGGAGGAAGAGUCUUUCAAAAUUGGUUUCUGCCAACUGAUACUUCCUCUUGGCAAGAUUAA